AAUCUUGGAACCGCUGCCCGUGCCCAUCGUGCACAUGGCGUCCAUUUCUUAUUGGUCCAGUGUGUUCUCAAGUGUGGUGUAUACCAUACUUUGGGGCCAACUUCGGCCUCUUUGAACUACGGAUUUGAACGUUUCCAUGGUCACCAGGUAUAGUUGAAGUGGGUACAUUUUACCCUUUCACAUUCAAAGUAGGUUCCAAGAACCCUAACAUUAUUCUUGAAAGUUCUAGUGUGAAGCCAGCAUUUAUGGUCUUGGUACUAACCAGGAAGUAGACAAAACAACAUGUUAUUUUUUCCUCAAACUGCGGUUCGUUUUUUUUUAGCAAAAGCGCUACGCUGUGAGUUAGUUCCAAACAAUUGAAUGCCGACUACUGGACGUUUCUCUUGCUGAUUUGAUCUGCCCGAAAGGAACGCUAUUGUUAUCCACUUAACAGCGGAAAACUUUGAUCUUGGAAAAGCAUAUCGUAAACAACAAAGCCGGCAAGUUCUUAGGAUAUUACUUUGGCACCGUUAUGAGGCUUCAAAUAGGUUGGAAGUAUCAUGGCAACACUGGAAUACAUAUACCGGAAAGAGAAGUCGCCGCGGAUUCCGUGUAA
Porites evermanni is the source of this 595-nucleotide messenger RNA. Lineage: Eukaryota; Metazoa; Cnidaria; Anthozoa; Scleractinia; Poritidae. The record is from the annotation of a GenBank genome assembly.